GGGGAUUUUUUUAAGGAGGUAGACGACCAGGAGAUUGUGACUGUGGCCUCGCAAGCUGAGGAACAACUUCCUCAAGAGAAUUAGCACUGAUCCCAGUGUCAGUCUACACUCACUCUUCAAACCAAAAGGGUAUUUAAAGCCUCAAGAGGCCCUGCUCCUCCUCCUUUUCCUGUUCCUGCUCCUCCUGCUACUCCAGCGCUGUGGACUCCUGGCCCCCUGCAGAGCUUCCUGGACACUGGAAGGAGCAUCUUCCAUCAUUCCAGCAGGACUGGAUCCGGAAGACUUUGUUUAGGGCUAACUCUAAAACAGGGAAGCCAGAGCUGGUGCCACAGCUCACCUUCUGGUGGUACCCUCCCCAGCCUCCGACCACCUGCACCCAGCCUCCUGCGUCUCCUGGCCUCUUCUACUGCCGCCCUUUGUUCCUCUGGAUGCCUCUGAAGAUGUGGUCCAUUCCACUCAUCUGUGCCCAGCCAGCAAUGCAAUAGCCACAGGUUGACAGCAGCUGGCCUGUACAGCACUGUGUGCAAGGUGCUGGACAUAGAUGGGUGGUAUGACAUGGCCACAGAGUAUCUAGAGUGCAAAGGGUGUAAGAAGAAGUAUUCGGCCUGGUCAGAGGACAUCCUAGGACAGCUGGACAUGGGGCACCGCAGGAAAUUCUCCGCCCUUCUGACAUACAGGCACUCAUGUGACUACCGAGUGGUCAUUCUGAUGCGGGAGAGGACUCAGGGCAAUAGUGUCACGCAGCUUCAUAAGAAGCUGGAAGAAGAGCACAGCGCAGCAUGGACUCGGCGCACGCUCGAGUACCUUGCUGCCUGUGAGCCCUUCAGUGACUACUUUCUGGUGGAGACGCCAGUGUUCUCUGCUCCCCCGCCCCUCCUGGCCCUCCCUAAACCCAGGUGGCUUCUGGCUGUGUACGCCAGGGACGUCCUCUCACGGCUGCCUGAGGUUACCAAGAAACUGGCCGGUGCAGCUGCCAACACUGCUGGGUGGUGCACCAACAUCGGCAACGAGCACGGCAGCGCUCUGUCCAGCCUCUUCUGCCUCCUCUACAGCCCCCUACUGUGCAGCGCCCUGCUGAUCCUCCUCUGCCUCCUCUUGGGAACGCCCUGUCCAGCCAAGUGGAGCCUCUGGUCCUGCAGCAUCAGCUGGGUCCAGCGCAGACCAGGCCCCUGCUGCAGUCCUCAGACCUGACGGCAUCCCAGGUUGGGAUAAGGUCCAGGACUUGGCCGAGUACCUGGUGUCCCUGAAUCAGGCUCUCUAUCU
Messenger RNA from Fundulus heteroclitus (mummichog), 1263 nucleotides. RefSeq lists its product as uncharacterized. The record is from RefSeq and is a predicted model, not a curated record. The transcript is spliced from 6 exons. The coding region runs from base 556 to 1191 and encodes 211 amino acids. NCBI's taxonomy places the organism in Eukaryota, Metazoa, Chordata, Actinopteri, Cyprinodontiformes, Fundulidae.